AGAAGAGUCAGUGUGGACUUAGGCCACUGAAGAUGGCGAUCCAUUUACCUUGUUUGCCGAUGAUGAAAAUCCUCUCCUAUCUGGAUGCCUACAGUUUGCUACAGGCUGCCCAAGUGAACAAGGACUGGAAUGAACUUGCCAGCAGUGAUGUCCUGUGGAGGAAAUUGUGUCAGAAGAGAUGGCUCUACUGUGACAUGGAUACCCUGCAGCUCCAGGGCAAAGAGACAUGGAAGCAGUUCUUCAUUGAUCGAAUAUGGCAAGAACGUGCCAAGUUCCGUGCAAAGGCAAAAGAUUUCACUUACAAGGAAAUUCCUUUGAUGUGUGGACUUUUUGGAUAUGCAUGUUAUAUCUCAGGGUGUGGCUUAACAAGAAAGGGACAAGACAAGUCUGUUGUCUGUAUGGUGAAUUCCAAGAAUACAAUUUCCACCUGGGAUGUUCACAAGAGCGUUAUAACCUGGAAAAGCCCAGAACAGCCGGCAAGUAUCAAGCUGUUGACUACCCUCCCUGAGAUGCACAUUGCAGUCACUGUAGAUAUUCAAUCAACUAUCAAACUGUGGGACUGUCACAACAGGGAAGCUCUGGCGACUAACAACCUGAAGUCUCCAUGCAAAUCACUGAAAGCUGUCUUUACCAAGGAUGGCCCAAUUGUCUUGAUAGGUGAUACCUUGGGUAACAUCCACAUCUUUAGGAUUCCAGAUUUAUACCUCAUUUCCACAGUCAAUGUAUUGCCAUAUGGUUUUGAUGGAAUCUACUGUUCUCCUCAGAAGAAAUGGGUCUUACUGAGUAAGAAACACCCACAUAUUUUGCCAAAGGUGUUUUACAUGAGCAGCUUUCUGAGGACAUCAGAAUUCUCUGCCCCUGUGUCUACCGUUCUCAAAUUAUCCUUAUAUGAAAGAGUCUUCUGGACACCAAGAAGGGAAGACAGGAUAACCCUGAUGUCCAGAAGUGGUUUCCCCCAAGUCAAAAUGUUUGAAACAUAUGAUAUCAAGCUGGAAGAGUUUGGGAACAAAAGAAUUGUUAAAGGAAAAUUGAUAGCAAGCUUCGAGUUACAAUGUCACAAGGUGAACCCACAGAGGUUUGGAGUCAGUGAUAAGAACGUGAUUGUUUGUUCAACUGAAUCCUCUCUCUUGCUCUUCGACAUAAAUGGUCUCCGUCUAAAGACAUUUCAGUACUGCCCAGAAAUGAUCGUGAAACUCAGUGUGGACCCCCUUCAUGUCAUUGUCAUUUGUAACACUGGCUCUAUGGAUGUGUAUGCAUGGGAGGAGAGAAGCCUGCUGCUCAGGAAGUGUUAUCGACUGCACAUUGAGAGACCUCUGCCACUGUACGGCUUCAUUUAUAAAGCAGCAUGUGAUGAUGUGAGCAUAAUUCAGUUGAUUACAGAUGAGCUCAGCCUCAGCUCUCUGACUUCAUAUGCCUUGAACAUCUGCUCUUGAAAACUGAAUGGGUUGUGUAUCCUCUUCCUCAAAGAUAAUAAAGGCCUAUUUGCAAGCCCAGG
Molecule: messenger RNA, 1495 nt
Organism: Mus musculus (house mouse)
Lineage: Eukaryota; Metazoa; Chordata; Mammalia; Rodentia; Muridae
Gene: Fbxw15
Product: F-box and WD-40 domain protein 15
Exons: 10
Coding region: 33-1433 (466 amino acids)
Biological process (GO): protein ubiquitination
Cellular component (GO): endoplasmic reticulum; cytoplasm; cytosol
Source: RefSeq, marked validated